AAGUGUAGGCAGUAGGGCAUAGGGUGUAUGGAGUAGGGUUAAUACACUGUAAUCAGACGCACCCCCCUCCCGGCAGUGCCUGUCGCAGGUUAAUGCCGUGGCUCCAUUCUUCCACAUCAACAACAAACCCCAGCCCGGCCAUGGCUGAGCUAAACCGGCAGCUCCAGGAAUAUUUAGCCCAGUCAAAAAGCGGCGCCAAGACCAUCUCCCAGUCCGGCUCCAGCACCACCAUCAGCAUCGAUGAGGAGCCCGCCUCGGUACCGGGAAGCUGGUUCGGCAGCUGGUCCAGUCCGUUCUCAGGACGCGGUUCUCCCGCAGGCCCGGCGCAGAGCAGCGGGUUUUCCUGGCCGUGGUCCGCGGAGCCGGACCCCUGUCUGCCGGCGAUGAGCCGCUCGCAGCGCCUGGUGGCCUUCGGCAUCUGCGCGCUGCUGUCGGCGCUGUGCUUCGGCCUGGCGGCGCUGUACGCCCCGCUGCUGCUGCUGAAGGCUCGGAAGUUCGCGCUGCUUUGGUCCCUGGGCUCGUUAUUCGCGCUGCUGGGCGCUGCGGUUCUCCGCGGGCCGAGCAAACUGCUGGGCAGCCCGAGUCCCGGGGCCGUGGUGUACCUGUGCGCGCUGGCCGGGACGCUGUACGCCGCCAUGGGGCUCCACAGCACCGCGCUGACGGCUAUCGGAGCGCUGGUGCAGAUCGGAGCGAUAGCGGGGCAGGUGCUGGCGCUGCUGCCGGGAGGGAGCGCUGGAAUGCGGUUUGUCGGGGGCAUGGCGGCCUCGGCCAUCAAAAGAACCGUGACUGGAAAAACUAUGCCGAUUUAAGGCUGGAUUUCUGGGGGAUUUCACUAAAUUGACUGUACAAGGACUCCUAGACUGAUUUGGGGCGAAUAAUUAAUAAAUAAGUUUUUUUUUUUUUUUUUAAUAAAAUAGGUCAUUUUCACCCACAAAAUGAGGAGCAUUCCAUUGGAAGUCGGACAACUAUUACAAUUUUUAAUUUUCCAAUCUAAAACAAAACUGUGAGUUACGGCUAAUUUUAUCUGGCAAAUUAAAAAAAGGUACUUUUGGAAAUAUUAAAUUAUAGCUGGGCCUUAAAUUAUAGGGCUCCACAUUGGCCUGGGGUUAUCUGGAUAAAUUGGCAAAAUGGAAAAAUCCACUUUUUGGGAGGUUUGAUGAUCCUCUGUAAGAAGACUGUAAAUCCAGUUAUGGGAAAGAGCCACAAAGGAGGAAUACUACAGCUAAAAAGUGAGGAUCACCCCAAUGAAGUGGUUUUGCUUUUUCUUUGUGGACCACCGGAAGAAAAUCCAGCUCUACUGACUGACUGUUUGAUUAAUUUUCUCUCCUGGUUGAGUUUACCUGUACUGAUUUUCCUGCUGCUGCAGUUCUGGAGCAGUAUAAUGGAGGAGUCUGCACUAAUCUGGAUUAAUGCUUUUAAUUCAGACUUUUUUUUCCACUGUGAAAACUGUAAAAAGGGACCAAGUUUAAUCAGUGUUGUGGAACACGUCACGAAAAGUGACGAAUCACACAACAGAUUUUUACCUUUGUAAAUAAAGUUGGAAUGAAAUUGA
Astyanax mexicanus (Mexican tetra) is the source of this 1552-nucleotide messenger RNA. RefSeq names its product SFT2 domain containing 3 (gene sft2d3). Gene Ontology annotation, biological process: vesicle-mediated transport. The transcript has a single exon. Gene Ontology annotation, cellular component: membrane. The record is from RefSeq and is a predicted model, not a curated record. Lineage: Eukaryota; Metazoa; Chordata; Actinopteri; Characiformes; Acestrorhamphidae. The coding region runs from base 93 to 809 and encodes 238 amino acids.